AUGGACAACAAAAACAGCGAGCUGAUCUGUUUGAAUGAAAACGGGGGCUGUCAACAGUACUGCAGUGACAACCCAGGGACCAAGCGCUCCUGCAGCUGUCACCAGGACUACAAGCUCAUGGCUGACGAGGUGUCCUGUGAGCCCACAGUCAAAUAUCCGUGUGGGAAAAUACCUGUCCUGGAAAAAAGAAACAACAGCACCUCCCGAGUUCCAUUUGUGGGCAGCGUGCUGUGUCCCGGAGGGAAAUGUCCCCAAGGGAAAUGUCCUUGGCAGGCUGCAUUGAAGGUGCAAGGGGAACUUCUGUGUGGAGGGGUAUUGUUGGGUGCUUCCUGGGUGCUCUCGGCAGCCCACUGUGUCUACAAACUCUACCCAAGGACAUGGAAGUCUGUGCAGGUGGUUUUAGGUGAGCAUGACCUUGGCAAAGAGGAAGGCACUGAACAAGUACGGUACAUUACUCAAAUGAUUAUCCCACAUAAGUACAAGGCACGCAAGGCCAACUAUGACAUCAUCCUGCUCCGUCUGAACACACCAGUGAACUUUACCGACUACGUGGUGCCCCUCUGCUUGCCAGACGAGAAGUUCUCUGAGGAAACGCUGGCCAAAAUCAAGUUCUCCUCAGUGAGCGGCUGGGACCAGAACCUCUACAAUGGCUCCACGGCCCUGCAGCUCAUGACCAUCAGCGUGCCCAGACUGAUGACCCAGGACUGUAAGGAAAACGCAAACAGGAAUAUCAGUGUGCCUAGGCUAACAAAGAACAUGUUCUGUGCCGGCUACCUAGAUGGGAGCAAAGGUGCCUGCAAGGGUGACCAUGGUGGCCCCCAUUUCACCAAGUACAGGAGCACGUGGUACCUGACAGGAAUUGUCAACUGGAGCGAGGGCUGUGCAGUCAGAGGUCAUGUUGGGGCGUACACCAGGAUCUCCAAGUAUACUGAGUGGUUGCAAAGGAACAUGGACAGCAAUCCUAGCCCACAGAGUAGAAAGUCAGGCACCAGCUCCGCCUUGCUCAGCAUCUCCUCCAGCUGUAUUGAGAGCUGCAAUAUCACCUUCUCCGACCUCAAUGGCUGCUGA
This is a messenger RNA of Echinops telfairi (small Madagascar hedgehog), 1068 nucleotides long. Its product is annotated as coagulation factor VII-like. The record is from RefSeq and is a predicted model, not a curated record. The transcript has 7 exons. Gene Ontology annotation, molecular function: serine-type endopeptidase activity. Bases 1 to 1068 code for a protein of 355 amino acids. NCBI's taxonomy places the organism in Eukaryota, Metazoa, Chordata, Mammalia, Afrosoricida, Tenrecidae. Gene Ontology annotation, biological process: proteolysis.